Silurus meridionalis is the source of this 2064-nucleotide messenger RNA. It is a transcript of the gene desi2, whose product is annotated as desumoylating isopeptidase 2. Gene Ontology annotation, biological process: protein deubiquitination. NCBI's taxonomy places the organism in Eukaryota, Metazoa, Chordata, Actinopteri, Siluriformes, Siluridae. Bases 653 to 1249 code for a protein of 198 amino acids. The transcript is spliced from 5 exons. The record is from RefSeq and is a predicted model, not a curated record. Gene Ontology annotation, molecular function: deubiquitinase activity.
ACACACACAUUUCGAGAGAGAAAUGGGGGAAUCAGUGGACAGUGUGUUUGUAGGCAGUGAGCCAGGCUGGGUUAUGUAGUGUUACUGAUCCACCCCCAGUGUUUCAGCAGCAGCAGAACCCUGAUGCUGAUCUCCCUGGGUGCUAAAAUGUUCUCAUGUUUCGCCUUAUAUUAGGUUUACGUUUCACGCCGACACACACUUCCUCGUUUGAUGGCUUUUGUGAAUACCCUAGCCUUUGACUUAGUUUCUGCUUCUUUUUUUCCUUCGAGUGUGUGUGAGAGUUGUUUUUACGGCACUGGGGAUGAAGCUAACAGGCUAGCAGCAGGAACGGGGAUGAUAUUGUUGGCAAUACGCUUAGCUCACUAGCUUCAUCUUUUUUAUCCCUGGCUAAUGGUAAGGAAGAGCAGCGCGGUGUCACAUUAACCGGCUUACACCUACUUUCCUACACUCGCGUUCCGUAUUGUUCCGCGGAGAGAAACAAACGACGAGUCCAAGACACUGGAGCUCCACCGUGAGAGACUUUUUUUAAUACGUACAAUUUUUUUUACAAAUAAAACUAAACUAAACAGAAAUCUGAACCAGCAGCAGCUAGCCGGCUAGCUGCCUGUGCUGAGUGGAGAAGACGGGUUCUUAGGAGAGAGGGAAGCCUGUAAUGGCCAACGAGCCGGUUAUACUGAACGUGUAUGACAUGUACUGGAUCAAUGAGUUCACUACCUCUCUGGGUAUCGGGGUCUUCCACUCAGGGAUUGAGGUUUACGGCAGAGAAUUUGCAUAUGGAGGGCAUCCAUAUCCAUUUUCCGGAAUAUUUGAGAUAACGCCUGGUGAUGCCACAGAGCUUGGGGAGACAUUUAAAUUCAAAGAGGCUAUUGUACUCGGGAGUACAGACUUCACAGAGGAGGACAUUGAGCGGAUCAUGGAGGAGCUCGGAAAAGAGUACAAGGGCAACGCAUACCACCUUAUGCACAAGAACUGCAAUCACUUUUCCUCAGCAUUGUCAGAGAUCCUGUGUGGUCGUGAGAUUCCACGCUGGGUGAACAGACUGGCCUACUUCAGCUCAUGUGUGCCCUUCCUACAGAGCUGCCUACCUAAAGAGUGGCUGACUCCUGCAGCACUGCAGUCCAGUGUGAGUCAGGAGCUACAGGGUGAGCUGGAGGAAGCCGAGGAUGCCGCCGCCUCUGCCUCGGCCUCGGCCUCCACGCCUCGUCCCAGCCGACACCAGCCACGCGAUAGGCCCCACUGCCACGACUGACAGGCCUCAGAGACUGCCUCAAAGCUCCUGCUGCCAACAGAGCCCACCCCUUCCAGUAACAGACCUGCAAUCCACCAGCAGCAUAGAUAAGCCCAGUCCUAUCAGUGAAUGGCUCUGACAGAACCAUAGAGGACCCUGCACUAUUGGAUAUAUUAUCUUUGUUCUCUUCUCUCUUUUAUUAUUUUUUGCCUCAAGGACCCUGAGGAUUUUCUACCUAAUUUACUGAAAAACACCCAGAGUUAGUUUUAUCAGUGUUUAAAACAUUUUAAUACUUUUUGCCUCUAAUGUUUAUUUUGGAAACUCAGGACAGAAAGACAUUUUCCACAUGAAUUUUCCUAACUCACCUGAAGGUUAUUAUGUUCUUGAUAUUAAUUUAAUGCUGGUUUCAAAGCUGGAUUCUUCUUUCUUCAACAUUCUUUCCUCUACUACACAUCACCUUUUUAUUUUUAUUAUUUUUUUAAAAGGAGCUUUUGGUUACAAAAAGUAGUGUUUAUGUCCAUGUAUUUAUAGUUUCUUCUUACAGAGAAGCUGACACCUGGGCCAAAUAACCCUCUCUUUUGUACUGACACACAUCCCAUGUCUACCCACCUUGGUGAUUGUGCCUAAAGAUUUUUACUGUUACUUGCUCAGAGAGAGCUCUGUACUCUUUCUCGACAGUUUACCUGUUAGUCUGCAGUGAUUUAGCAGACUCCUUCGUACCCUGCAAAACCUACUACAGAUGUUUUAAACCUUUAGGUCUUCUAUGUAUCGGAGAAGCUGUUUGUAUUCCAUUUUAUGAUUAUUAAAGAGAACGACAACUUUUCGGUUCGGAAAAA